Vanessa tameamea is the source of this 1568-nucleotide messenger RNA. RefSeq lists its product as uncharacterized. Bases 93 to 1568 code for a protein of 491 amino acids. The record is from RefSeq and is a predicted model, not a curated record. Gene Ontology annotation, molecular function: structural constituent of egg chorion. NCBI's taxonomy places the organism in Eukaryota, Metazoa, Arthropoda, Insecta, Lepidoptera, Nymphalidae. Gene Ontology annotation, biological process: chorion-containing eggshell formation; multicellular organism development. Gene Ontology annotation, cellular component: egg chorion. The transcript has 7 exons.
CUAUUCCAUGUGUGAAAGGUUCAUAUAUAAGCGUUUGUGUGACUUCUCAUAGCCAUUGUAUAUUCAGCUACUUUGAAUACGCACCAAGCAUCAUGUCUACCUUCGCUUUCCUCCUCCUCUGCGUCCAAGCUUGCUUGGUUCAGAAUGUAUACAGCCAGUACAUCGGUGGUCCUUUUGGAUGUGGAUGUGAAGCCGGUCUGGCUGGACCCUUUGGCUACGGCCGAGGCUUUGGCAUCGAUGGUUUCGGCUAUGAAGCCGGUCUCAUUGGUCCCGCUGGUUACGGAGUGGGCCUUGCUGCCCCAUGCGGUGCUGCCUACGGAGGUGCCGGUGUCGGUGAUGUAGCUGUAGCUGGUGAGAUGGGCGUCGCUGGUAACACCCUGGUCGCUGGUCAAGUGCCGAUCCUCGGUGCCGUCGAGUUCGGAGGCAUCGUGCCAGCUGCUGGAGCUGUCUCCAUCGCUGGUAGCUGCGGCUGCGGCUGCGGUGGUGGUUACAUCUACUUUUCAUCCAUAACAACGGCCUGCUUAAGUAGAACUCCAGGACAAAAUCAUCUCAUUCAUCUCAAUCAUCUCAUUAAAUUAGUGGGAGAAAACAUUUUCGCGUCGAUGAAGUCAGUAUGUUUCUCAGUAGAUGUAACCACCACCGCAGCCGCAGCCGCAGCUACCAGCGAUGGAGACAGCUCCAGCAGCUGGCACGAUGCCUCCGAACUCGACGGCACCGAGGAUCGGCACUUGACCAGCGACCAGGGUGUUACCAGCGACGCCCAUCUCACCAGCUACAGCUACAUCACCGACACCGGCACCUCCGUAGGCAGCACCAUAUGGAGCACCGUAACCAGCGGGGCCAAUGAGACCGGCUUCAUAGCCGAAACCAUCGAUGCCAAAGCCUCGGCCGUAGCCAAGGGGUCCAGCCAGACCGGCUUCACAUCCACAUCCAAGAGGACCACCGAUGUUGUUUACCUGAACCAAGCAAGCCUGGACGCAGAGGAGGAGGAAAGCGAAGAAAAACCGGUGCGUAUUCAUCUGAAACAUUGUCAAGUUUACAUUCAAUCGGUCAACAUGUUCAAGGCUGUACUUUUGGUCUGCGCUCAGGCGCUCUUGAUCCAGUCUAUCGCUGGACAGUGCAUCGGAGCUGGAUGGGGCGCUGCUCCCUACGGUCUCGCCGGUCCUCUUGCCGGUGGUUGUGGUUGCGGAGUUGCUGCUAUCCCUGCCUCUAGCGGUGGUGGUCUCGGUGUGUCAAGCGCUUCUCCUAUCCCACCAAACGGAGUGUCGGUGCUCUCAGAAAACGCUAUUGAAGGAAAUCUCGCAGUCGCCGGUGCUUUACCUUUCUUGGGAACCGUUGGUCUGGAAGGUGUUCUGCCAACUGCUGGUGCUGGUGCUGUCAACUACGGAUGUGGCAACGGAGCCGUCGCGAUUGUGGAGGAACUCGCUCCUGCUGGCCCUGCUGGCCCACUCGGCUACGGCCUUGGUCCUUACGGUGCCAUUGACGGUAUCGGCUACCCUGGUUACGGCUACGGCAUCGGUGGUGCUGGUCCUUACCGCGGUGGUUGCGGUUGUGGUGCCCUCAUCUAA